Enhydra lutris kenyoni (northern sea otter) is the source of this 2101-nucleotide messenger RNA. Its product is annotated as Rho related BTB domain containing 3. Gene Ontology annotation, cellular component: cytoplasm. The record is from RefSeq and is a predicted model, not a curated record. Gene Ontology annotation, molecular function: GTPase activity; GTP binding; ubiquitin protein ligase binding. Lineage: Eukaryota; Metazoa; Chordata; Mammalia; Carnivora; Mustelidae. The transcript has 12 exons. The coding region runs from base 102 to 1937 and encodes 611 amino acids. Gene Ontology annotation, biological process: proteasome-mediated ubiquitin-dependent protein catabolic process; regulation of proteolysis.
GGGAUGAGCUGAUUGCGGGUAAAUACGCCGCCGCCUGGCCCCGAGAGGCCGCGAGGAGCAGCUUUUCUCCGAAUCGCCGCCCUGCCCUUGGAUUUGAGAUCAUGUCCAUUCACAUCGUGGCGCUGGGGAACGAGGGGGACGCGUUUCACCAGGACAAUCGGCCGUCGGGGCUCAUCCGCACUUACCUGGGGAGAAGCCCGCUGGUCUCGGGGGACGAAAGCAGCUUGUUGCUGAACGCGACCAGCACGGUCGCACGUCCGGUGUUCACCGAGUAUCAGGCCAGCGCUUUCGGCAAUGUCAAGCUGGUGGUCCACGACUGUCCCGUCUGGGACAUUUUUGACAGUGAUUGGUAUACCUCUAGAAACCUAAUCGGGAGUGCCGACAUCAUUGUGAUCAAAUACAACGUAAAUGACAAGUUCUCAUUCCACGAAGUAAAGGAUAAUUAUAUCCCAGUGAUAAAAAGGUCAUUAAAUUCAGUUCCAGUCAUCAUUGCCGCUGUUGGUACCAGACAAAAUGAAGAAUUACCUUGUACAUGCCCGCUAUGUACCUCAGACAGAGGGAGCUGUGUCAGUACCACUGAAGGAAUCCAACUUGCUAAAGAACUGGGAGCUACCUAUCUUGAACUACACAGCCUUGAUGACUUCUAUAUAGGAAAAUAUUUUGGAGGAGUGUUGGAGUAUUUUAUGAUUCAAGCCUUAAAUCAGAAGACAAGUGAAAAAAUGAAGAAAAGGAAAAUGAGCAACUCAUUUCAUGGAAUUAGACCACCUCAGCUUGAACAACCAGAAAAAAUGCCUGUCUUAAAGGCUGAAGCAUCACAUUAUAACUCUGAUUUAAAUAAUUUGCUGUUCUGCUGCCAGUGUGUGGAUGUAGUAUUUUACAACCCAGAUUUAAAGGAAGUUGCCGAGGCCCACAAGAUUGUUCUGUGUGCCGUAAGCCAUGUUUUCAUGCUCCUUUUCAAUGUGAAGAGUCCCGCUGACAUUCAGGAUUCCAGUAUCAUCCGAACUACCCAGGACCUCUUUGCUAUCAACAGAGACCCUGCAUUUCCAGGUGCUAGCCAGGACUCUCCAGGCAACCCGCCAUUACGUGUCGUUGUCAAAGACGCCCUCUUCUGUUCUUGUUUGUCGGACAUUCUGCGCUUCAUUUAUUCAGGUGCUUUUCAGUGGGAAGAAUUGGAAGACGACAUCAGAAAGAAAGUGAAAGAUUCUGGAGAUGUUUCAAGUGUAAUUGAGAAAGUUAAAUGCAUUUUAAAAACACCAGGAAAGAUUAAUUGUCUAAGGAAUUGCAAAACUUACCAAGCCAGAAAACCUCUGUGGUUUUAUAACACUUCCCUCAAGUUUUUCCUUAAUAAACCAAUGCUUGCUGAUGUUGUCUUCGAAAUACAAGGUACAACAGUGCCAGCCCACAGGGCUAUCCUGGUGGCCCGCUGUGAAGUGAUGGCAGCCAUGUUUAAUGGGAACUACAUGGAAGCAAAGAGUGUUCUGAUUCCAGUUUACGGUGUUUCCAAAGAAACUUUCUUGUCAUUCUUAGAAUACCUAUACACAGACUCCUGUUGCCCAGCUGGCAUUUUCCAGGCUAUGUGUCUUCUGAUCUGUGCUGAGAUGUACCAGGUGUCCAGGCUGCAGCACAUCUGUGAGCUCUUCAUCAUCACACAGCUGCAGAGCAUGCCUAGCAGGGAGCUGGCGUCUAUGAACCUGGAUAUCGUCGACCUGCUCAAAAAAGCCAAGUUUCACCACUCGGAUUGCCUUUCAACCUGGCUGCUUCAUUUCAUUGCUACUAACUACCUCAUCUUCAGCCAAAAGCCUGAAUUUCAGGAUCUUUCAGUGGAAGAACGCAGUUUUGUUGAAAAGCACAGAUGGCCUUCGAAUAUGUACUUGAAGCAGCUUGCGGAAUACAGGAAGUAUAUUCACUCCCGGAAAUGUCGUUGCUUAGUAAUGUAACCCGGAGCUUUUAUAUGCAUACGCUUUUUAUUAUUAUUAUUAUUAUUAUUAUUAUUAUUAUUAUUAUUACUAUCAUUAUGAAGCAGAAGAAUGGGAUACCUCUGUGUUCCAGUAAAAUUCUGUGACUGAAACCAAUACGGGCGUUAAAAAAAAUUACCAUACAG